Trichoderma asperellum CBS 433.97 is the source of this 1526-nucleotide messenger RNA. RefSeq lists its product as uncharacterized. Gene Ontology annotation, cellular component: THO complex part of transcription export complex. Gene Ontology annotation, molecular function: protein binding. The record is from RefSeq and is a predicted model, not a curated record. NCBI's taxonomy places the organism in Eukaryota, Fungi, Ascomycota, Sordariomycetes, Hypocreales, Hypocreaceae. Gene Ontology annotation, biological process: mRNA export from nucleus.
UGUCACUUCAUCAACCGCAUCUUCAAAAGAACUUCAAACCAAAACCGCCAUAACACCGCCAACGUUGUAGCUUUCAUCCAAUUGACCUCUACACGCGUAAAUUGGUCUUAUAGGCUUCACAUUGUCACAUCCUCACUGAGUCAAUCCGACGGUCACGCGCGCCUUCUCCCCAGCCUCCCUACCUGCUUCGGCGAGAGAGCCAAAACAAGGCUCAGUUGAGUCACGCAGUCAUGGCACCAAUUUUGAGACCGCGAGUGAACCUAUCCAAAGAUAGAUUCCCAGAGUACUUUAAUAGCUUGAGGAGUCAGCCAUACACGGACCCAAAUUCAUCAAGGGCGGCUGGGCCUUUGAAUUUAAGAUCGAUUGCAUGGAACCCUCCUGGAACUCUAGUUGCUACUGGCUCGGCAGAUAGGACUUUACGAGUCUGGAAUCCAGAGAAGCCUAAUGUCAAGUUUUCAACAGAGCUCAAGGGUCACGCAGCAGGGAUCGAAAAAGUCGCGUUCAAUCCCACAAAGGACGCAGAGUUGUGCAGUUUGAGCAGCGAUGGCGUGGUGAGGUUUUGGGAUGUCCGGACUAAGGCUUGUUUCAAUGAAGUCACUGAUCUUGGUGAUGCCAUGACGCUUGUCUGGGCCCCGGAUGGGCAGACGUUGCUUGUAGGAAACAGGUCGGAUAAUAUCUUUGUCUUAUCGCCGACGCAAAAAACUCCCUUGGCCUCACAUCAACAAAUGGUACAGACAAAUCAAAUCGCCUUCUGCUGGAGUGGCAAGAAGAUAUUCGUCACUACAUCGGAAGGACAGAUUCGGAUUCUCUCUUACCCUGAGUUCGAACCGGUGCUGCACCUGGGAGAUGGCGACAACGCUACGGAGUUUACGCUCAAGGGUCAUACCGCGUCAUGCCUGGCCGCCGAGUUGCAGCCGAUGGGCAGGUAUCUUGCCACAGGAGGAUCCAACUCCAUUAUUUCAUUAUGGGACACUACGGACUGGCUAUGUCAAAGGACGAUUACAAGGAUGACAGGCCCCGUAAGGAGCAUAAGUUUCACGUUUGAUGGAAGUUAUGUCGUUGGCGGCAGUGAUGAAGGCAACGGACUUGAAGUGACGCAUGUCGAGACGGGGGAACACGUCCAUACUUUCAAGACGGCCGGCUCAUGCCCGGUGGUGGCUUGGGCACCGACCCGCUACUGUUUGGCGUAUAGCGAUCUUGGAGUCUUGCGAAUUGUGGGGGUAGAUCUCGACAGAAAGUAAGCAGCCAUGAUACUAGCAGUAGUGAGUUGGAGAGAAAGGGGUGGGAGAACAAUAGCCUCAUAUUUGCCUUGCCUUCUUCUUCUUUUUUUAUUUUUUAUUUUUUAUUUUUAUAAUCCCUCUCAUUGUGGCUUUUUCUCCAAAAUUCGGGGAUAUACAAGAUUGGGCUAGAACCACUUGAUUUACAUGCAAAUUAGCUUGGAGUCUUUGGCAGAAAUAGUGUACAUCGCUUGGAUAUAGUGUGCAGUUAUUUAGAUCUGGAUAAAGCAUCUCGACGGUGUGGCGGCC